AGUUACGGUCGACGUUUAUGGUUACGGUGUGAUCAGUUUGAUCAGUCUGUUUCAACAGUUUGUGGUGUAAAGAACUGUGCACUAUUAAACGGAAGUCACUUGAUUAAAUUUUUUAAGUUGCUUUUAGAAAACAUACAUUCGUAAGCGUACGCAUUGAGCGAAUCGUUAUUAAAAAAAGUUAAUACCUAAGUUGUAGGCGAAGUGGCAAAGUUCACAUAAAAGCAAAAAACCACACAAAAAACAAAAAAUACAAAGUUCCUCGAAUUGGUUUGAAUGUGGACUUUAGAACCGUUAAAUAUUUAAGCGAAUUAGCAAUUUCUGGAUAUUUAAAUUGCGCGAUGCAAAGACUGAUAAAACCUAAAUGUAAUUGGCUGCAAAUGAAGUGCGGUGUAAAUUGAGCAACAAUUGUCUCAGCGCGACUUGUUGUUUGCGCAUCGAUACCGGCUAAUAUCACAACGGCAGCGUGAUUAAUUGCGGUCGAACAGCUGCUCAUACAGAGCGCAGCCCAACAACAAUUGAGCCUCACGUGGAUAAGCUCAUAGGGAUUUAUUCGAAUUUACUUGGAUUAGUAUGCGGUGUGGUUGCAAAUUAAUUGCAACCAAUAAAACCAUCAAAACGGCGAACCAAAGCGAAUUUUUGCACACCAAAACGCACCCACGCUUGUCUGCAAGCGUGUGGUCACCUACCAAUGCAAUAGAAGCAGCAACAGCAGCAGCAGUCACACAAACACACACACGUACAAAGAAAAAUCUCAGCAGACGGAGAAGCAGAAGCUGUCUCGUUCUCUUACAAAAUCUCACUUAUAUAAUGACUUUAGUAACAGUAUUCGCAAGCGCACUGGCGUUGCCCACCCCCAAAGUAUUCACAUACCCACCUUCCAUACAACCAACAACACCACCAAUAGUGACAGCAGCAACAAAGGCCGCCACAACGCAAAACACAGUGCCGCAUAGCCGCAAUACGAUCGACGUGAGCAGCGGCACAGUCUACACGGCGGCGCAGACACCUUCGGAUGGGUCGCGACUGCGUAAACGACAUAGCAAACGGCAUAGUAAUUGGUAUGACUUUAUUAAUUUCAAUGAGAAUAUAACCGAAUUGGAAUGGGUGAAUCCGUGUGGUGGUUUCUACGUGCCGUCGGCGAUGGAGGGCGGACGGGCAAUGCGGCGGAAGAGUCCAAAGCAGAUCUUGAAUAUGCUUAAAAAGGCAGCUGGCAAUGAGUAUAAAAUGUUGAAAGCCGGCCAGCAGGAUAUUGAUAUAAGCAAUAUUGAAAUUUGGUCGCUGCACAAUAAGACUUACAAAUUUCUGCCGAAACUGAAGAGCAACUCAACGAUCGCGCUGAAACGUUGGUACCGCAACAUACAAUCGUACAUCGCUUCGUUCGCUUAUCUGCGUCGCAUUCAACGCGCCUGGGACAUGAGUAAGCUGCAGCGUGAGAAUAAGACCUCACGUGAAUUGAAGUUCUUGCUCUUCAGCUCGCGGCGCAUCCUAUGCGAAAUAGAGACAGCUAUCAAUGAUACAAUGCCCGUGCCGCGCACAGCACGCGGCAUACGCCUACCGCACGUGACGCGCAACCAAAUGAACAAACGAUUGAAGCUCUACACAAAGCGACGUGCCGAACGCAAUCCGAAAGUGUUGCAGGAGGCGAAUACCAUCGAUUUAAUGUGGGUCAAAUAUUAUUACUAUGAAUUUUUGGAGACAAUGUGGAAGGUGUUGCGUCAGAAAACGAAGAGACGCGGUCAAGUGGCGUUAGCGCAAAAUCCAAAAGCUUACAAUGAGGUAGAGAAGCAUUUCGGCAGCAUUGCGGCGGCGGCGGGGGCAGAGCAUGAAACGGCAGUAAGAACUAACGCCGAUGGCAGCAGUAAGAAGCGUAGUAAAGGGCGUUUGGCGCAGCUGAGGCGGGGAAAUGUGGGCAGUAAUAGGGGGAGCGCCAGCAGCCGUCGCAGAGGUACUAGGGGUGGUGAUAGUGGCAACAAAAGCCGUUUAGCGCAUACGCGUGACAGCUGAAUUUAAGCAAGGCGGAAAUUAUUCAAUCAAUUUUAUAUUUAUUUUUUUUUAUUUAUUUAAAAGUUUAAAUGGCUAACUACUUUUGAGCCUUGCUUUUCGCGUAUGUAUGUAUGUUAGUAUGUUACUUAAUUUCAUAGAAAAAGUGCGGGGUAGGAGGGGGUGAAUAUGAAUGCUACAAAAUGUUGCUUAAAUUAUUUAGUUUUGUUAGUUUUAUUAGGUAUUUAACGCUUAGCAUUCCUUAUGGUAAGAAAAAAGUAUUUACUUAGGUAUUUAAGUGUAUGCAAUCGAAACACAUACACACACACACACAUACAAGUGUAUAGACAAACGCAGUCACGUAGAUAAAUACGCGCCCACCCGCGUGUCAAUAUGUCGGCAACUAUUAAGUACAACUACAACUAUUCACUAAAAAUAAUGCAAACGCAACACUGAAACACUAUUUAUUCAACUAUAAAUUGCAUGCACACAACAAAAACAAAAACAACAACAACUCGCCUGCUACAUACGUAUUUAUUUAUUUAUUAUAACAUUCCGCCUCAUAAAUAGUCUCAGUGUUAGGCGUCACACAUCUUACAAGCGCACAAGUUCAAGUUCAAUGUCAGCAAAAUAGCAAAACGCAGCAGAAAACAACAACAAAUAUGGAAAAUCAAAAACACAUUUCCAUGCGCUGCUGAAUUGAAUUGAAUCAUUCCAUUUUCGUUUUCAUUUUCAUUGGCAUUAGCAUUUGCAUUUUUCACUUUCAGUUUCAUGCAAAACUUGUAUGCAAACAACUACAACUACAACCAUAACAAAAACAAACAAAUAAACAAACAAAUACAAUUUAAUAGUUGUAGUAUUCUAGUCAACACAUCAAACCGUCUCAAUUACAUUGAUAACGACAUACACACCCACACAUGCACGCCCCCACUCACACUCACACACACAUGCAUACUCACUCAUAUCUUAUUAAGCCUCUCUCCCUUGUGCACCGCAAGCAGCUUGACUGGUUCCUAUUUUAUUUAAAAUAACUGAUUAGAAAUUGCAUACACAUACACGCACACACAUACCUAGGAAUAUACGAAUAUGCAUUGAAGCAUGCACAAAAGCUUGAGAAGCUUUAUGAGCACGUGAGCAGAGGCGCGUUAUGUGCGCUAAGUAGGCGAAAAAAACGUGAAUAAAAAAUGUGUGUUAAUGAACUUAUGAUUUGCUAUUUGAGUUAAAUGAAAUAAUAAUUAGAGGGAAUAAUAAUUCAAUAAUAACAAAAUCCUAAUGCGCUCGAGUUGUCCAUUGCUUAGAAAAAUUAAAAGCAAAUUUACAAGCCAAAAUUGAGAGGCGUGUGAUAAAGGCAAAGCAAAAGGGGUAGCAAAGAAAAAUAUCGAAUAUUAGAAAUAAUUACCUCUAGAGUUCUUUAAAUUUGUAUUAAAAGGACAAUUAAAAACGGACGGUUAAAAAAAUGAUCGAAAACUUAAUUUAACAAGCUCAAGGCGGUUGAAUUCAACCAUUUCAUCAUAGUUAAAAACAAACAAAAAAAAAAAAUUUUUUUAAUCAAAAUUUAUAAGUAGGUACAUUUAUCAUCAGUAUUAAAAUUAAAAUUUUUUUUUAAUCAAAUGUUACAAAUUUGGCAAAAAACAAAAUUAAUUUUUUUAUUUGAUAUAAUUGUAAAAUUAUAGUUCUUAAAGUAUGAACAUUUUAUUUCAAUUUAAGAAAGAUGUUUAAGGAAAUCAGAGAACCCGACUUUGCGCCUUUGCUUCUAAAAAUAUUUUCAUACACAUAACCCGUGGCCUACUGGCUUUUGGGGUUAAAUUAAUGCAUUUGAAAACAUUGAAUCAGAAUUAAAAACAAAAAGUUUUAUAAAAUCUUUCGUACAAAAUUUUUUAGCAC
This is a messenger RNA of Anastrepha ludens (Mexican fruit fly), 3864 nucleotides long. RefSeq lists its product as uncharacterized. The transcript is spliced from 5 exons. Bases 571 to 2004 code for a protein of 477 amino acids. Lineage: Eukaryota; Metazoa; Arthropoda; Insecta; Diptera; Tephritidae. Gene Ontology annotation, biological process: embryonic development via the syncytial blastoderm; cell surface receptor signaling pathway via JAK-STAT. The record is from RefSeq and is a predicted model, not a curated record.